CUAUUUAAUGAUUAAAAAAAUAUUGGAUCUUCCAAACUCUUGUAUAUAUACCUGUCUCACUCUCACAGACAACACCACUGUACUUUCUCCUCUUCCUCCAGUUUUAUUGUAGUGGUCCAUUUCCUGCAUAGUCCAUGCAAACUGAUACGAAAAUGAUGGACAAGAAGUUUCUCAAGGCAUGCCAAAAUAAAUGGCAAAAGAUAGGUGGCAAAGUCAUACCUUCAUCAGCUUGCGACAAAUGUUGUAAAUGGACUAUGUGGCCUUUUCUAAAAGAAGAGGAGGCGAUUCCUAGGGAUGUUCCAAAAGGUCACGUUGUAGUUUAUGUAGGGAAAUAUCAAAAGAGGUUUGUAAUCAAAAUCACCUUGCUGAAGCACCCACUCAUCAAGGCAUUGCUAGAUCAAGCUCAAGAAGUUUAUGAUUUCACUGCUGAUUCGAAAUUAUGGAUCCCUUGCGACGAAAACAUCUUCAUUAGUGUCAUCAGAUGUGCUACAUCACCAGAAAGUCGACGCAUCUCAAUUUGCUUUUGAUGGUCCAAAUCACAAAGCUCGUCAUAGUAAUUCAUCCACGAUGAUUAACUCAUUGCUUAGAAGGUUGACAUCAAAAAUCAUAACCUGCUGUAUACUAUAUCUAUUGAAUGUAAAUUCAUUGUCUACGAAGUUGAGAAUUACUUCUUUAUUCAA
This is a messenger RNA of Lycium ferocissimum, 680 nucleotides long. RefSeq names its product protein SMALL AUXIN UP-REGULATED RNA 12. Gene Ontology annotation, biological process: response to auxin. The transcript has a single exon. The coding region runs from base 135 to 527 and encodes 130 amino acids. The record is from RefSeq and is a predicted model, not a curated record. NCBI's taxonomy places the organism in Eukaryota, Viridiplantae, Streptophyta, Magnoliopsida, Solanales, Solanaceae.